AUGCCUUCAGCGAACUCCGAAGACUUGCGGCGAAAGUUUCUAGUUGUGCAACAACAACGAUCCGCACCACCCAACCUGACCGGCGACAAUUUCGGACAGGCACCGCACCACAGCACAAUGCCAACGACAGCUCCCACAUUGGGGACCAAUGGCGAACCGGAGCGCACCUAUGUCUUUCCGGGCACACAUCAGGUGGGCAAUGCGCCAACAGGUAGCAUGUCCGGCGGACCUGGCAUACCCGGUGUGGCAAUCAUAUCCAGUCACGUCAACACCACUCUCAAUCCCGCUGGACAGUCGCGUGGUGGCCAUGCGCGUUCCGUCAGUCAUGGCGGUGGUGCUAUUGUCGCUGUCGGUGCCGGCGGACGACCCAUUAAGUCGGCCAUGAAGGGCCAUCAGCGUGCCUUCUCCCAGGGUCAGAUAACGGACUCGCCGCCGGGUAGUGCUGCGCCUGCGGGACGUGGCCAUAGUCGCGUCGGCUCCAAAACGGAUUUCAUUCUUCCUCCGGGACACAAGGAUGAACCGGUAAGGGAGCGUGAGUUCGGUCCUUCGGCGCCAAGCUCAGCAACUGGCGGACGUGGACAUUCCCGUCAAGCAUCCCGCUCUGAAUCGAUCUACACGCUGCGACGCACCGAGGUGCCGCCUUGGUGGAAACGUUUCAGUCUCUGCAAUUACAAUACCAAUGACAAGUUCGAGGAGCGCAGCUAUCGCAUGGUGGUGCCCAACCACACGGUGCCACCAAAGACUCCAAAACGGGAGCAUCCCAAUGGCCAGUUUGUGGGCAACAAAAUACGCACAACAAAGUACACUCUGCUCUCGUUUAUUCCGAAGAAUCUGCUGGAACAGUUCCAUCGCGUGGCCAAUUUGUAUUUCAUUUUCAUUGUUCUCCUUAAUUGGGUGCCGGCCAUCAAUGCCUUUGGCAAGGAGGUGGCCAUGAUUCCGGUGCUCUUUGUCCUGGGUGUGACGGCUGUCAAGGAUUUGUUCGAGGAUCGACGUCGACGAGCGUCAGAUAAACGCAUUAACAACACAACCUGCCGGGUCUAUGACGGGGAAACGGAGCGCUAUAAACGAAUUAAAUGGCAAGAUUUGCGUGUUGGAGAUAUAGUCCAUCUGUCGAAUAAUGAGACGGUUCCCGCGGACAUUCUAUUACUUCGCACAAGUGACCCCCAUGGGGUUUGCUAUAUUGACACCUGCGACUUGGAUGGCGAAACAAAUCUAAAACGCCGUGAGGUUGUACGUGGCUUUACCGAAAUGCAGAAUAUAUUUGUGCCCAGCAAGUUUAUGAGUUUCGUGGAGGCGGAUGCCCCAACAACAAAGCUAUAUAGAUUCCAUGGGGCCUUAAUACAUCCAACGGGAGAGCGUGUACCCAUAUCGACCGAGUGCCUUUUGUUAAGAGAAAGCAGACUGAAGAAUACGGAUUAUAUUGAAGGCAUUGUUGUCUAUGCCGGACAUGAAACAAAGUCCAUGCUAAAUAAUAGUGGUCCAAGGUACAAGCGCUCCCAGGUGGAACAGCAAAUGAAUAUUGAUGUGAUAUGGUGUGUGAUAAUAUUGUUGAUCCUUUGCGUUGUUGGCGCCAUCGGCUGCACCAUGUGGCUGCGCUCCUUUGUUAACUUUCCCGUGCCCUAUUUGCCGUUUCCCGUUGACCCCGCCUACGAGGGCAUGCUGACCUUUUGGACUUACAUCAUCAUACUGCAGGUGAUGAUACCGCUCUCACUGUACGUGACCAUUGAGCUGUGCAAGAUAUUGCAAGUGUUCCACAUACACAACAACAUUGAUUUGUAUGACGCGGAUACCAACAAACAGACGGAAUGUCGUGCCAUGAAUAUAACCGAGGAACUGGGUCAGAUUCAACAUAUAUUCUCGGAUAAAACGGGCACAUUGACCGAGAACAAGAUGAUCUUCCGUCGCUGUGUGGUCAAUGGUGCCGACUACAAUCAUCCGCCAUCAGAGCUGGAGAAACUGUAUGCUAAGCCAGGAGCACCAGCUCCUCCGCUGUUGCCCAACGAAGCCCUAAUCGAUGACAUGACACAGUUGAGUGGAGGAGCAUUUCUCACACCAAAUGCACAGCGUAUACAGGAGUUCCUGGUCGUGAUGGCCAUCUGCAAUACGGUGAUCGUUAGUGCGGCACCGCAUCGCGAUCUCAUGAAUGCCAGCGGGGUCAUUGAGCUGCAUCAAAGCGGCAGCAAUCCGACCAUGAACUCCUCUCCAGCCACAGUGAAACAUGUGCGUUCGAUGCGGGGAAAACUGUUAACCACCACAACGACGACGACGACAACAACUAUACUGAAUGGUGGAGCACAACCGGCUGCAAUGGCUAUGCCAGCGGAUCGAUAUACACGGCUGGCCGAGUCGCGAUCUGUGACACCGUCGCCGCCUCCUAAUCUGCUGUUUGCAAUGCCCGCACAGAGUCAUCAACCGACCUUGUCGCCCAUCAGCAGUUCACCGGAGUCUACGCCCAAUUCGGAAUCACCAUCGCCGCCAAUGAAGAACAAGGCGAUCUCGAACAGCAUUUCACCAACGGGUCGAGCCAAGGCUGUGAUCAACUCCAAGAUUACCAGCAUAGCCACCUUUCUGAAUGCCAAGACACAAGGCAAGCGACUCAAGAUCAAUGAAACAAAGACACAAACUAUCUACAGAACCGCCGAUGGACGUCCUCUUUACGAGGCCGAGAGUCCGGACGAGCUGGCGCUUGUCAAUGCCGCUUACAGCUACGAUUGUUGCCUACUGAAUCGCAGUCCCAAUCAUAUCCUGGUGAGCAUGCCCACGGCAAGCGCCACCGUCGAGUACGAGAUACUCAAGAUACUGCCCUUCGACUCCAGUCGCAAGUGCAUGUCUAUUGUGGUGCGGCAAACGGGCACCCAAGAGAUCGUUCUGUACACAAAGGGUGCGGACAGCUCCAUCAUGCCCGUGCUGGCACCGUGUGCUCACAAUAGUGCUGAAGGUUUGCUCCGCGAACAGACGCAGCAGCAGCUGGAUCGCUAUGCGAGGGAAGGUCUUCGCAUUCUUGUGAUGGCCAAGCGAACGUUAAAUGCUGCCGACUACACGGAUUGGUGGGCACGUCAUCAGGAAAUUGAAAUGUCCCUGGAUAAUCGUGAACGACGACUGCGCGACUCAUUCGCAAAGCUCGAAAACAAUUUGACGCUACUUGGAGCAACUGGCAUUGAGGAUCGACUGCAGGAUGGUGUACCCGAGACGAUAGCUUCGCUACUUGCAGCGGGCAUAUCCGUCUGGGUGCUGACAGGAGAUAAACCCGAAACGGCCAUCAAUAUUGCCUACUCCGCAAAGCUUUUCACUCAGCAAAUGGAGCUGAUCAAGCUGACCGCUCGUUCUCGGGAUGCUGCUGAGACGGCUAUUAAUUUCUUUCUGACGGAUUUGAGAAAUGCCAAGGCGACAACAUCCACUGGGUAUAGUCUAACGCCACGCAGCAAACCACGUGCUUUGGUUGUGGAUGGCAAGACGCUGACCUUUAUACUAGAUUCCAAAUCAAAGUUGAUUCUGCCUUUUCUGAAGCUGGCCACAGCCUGCGCCUCGGUGCUCUGCUGUCGUUCGACGCCUCUGCAAAAGGCCUAUCUGGUCAAGGUGGUUAAGGAGGAGCUGAAUCUGCGCACUCUGGCCAUUGGCGACGGGGCCAACGAUGUCUCCAUGAUACAGAUGGCAGAUGUGGGCGUGGGUAUCUCUGGACAAGAGGGCAUGCAAGCUGUCAUGGCUGCAGACUUUACACUAUCGCGCUUUCGUUACCUGGAAAGACUGUUGCUCUCACAUGGCUAUUGGUGCUAUGAUCGCCUGGCACGCAUGAUACUCUACUUCUUUUACAAAAAUGCGGCUUUUGUUUUUCUAAUAUUCUGGUAUCAAUUGUAUUGCGGCUUCUCUGGCUCUGUAAUGAUGGACCAAAUGUAUCUAAUGCUCUACAAUUUACUCUUCACUUCACUGCCGCCCCUCGCAAUUGGUGUCUACGAUAAUCGAGUUCCGGAGGAUUUGCUCUUAAAGAAUCCAUAUCUCUAUAAAAACGGUCGCUUGGGUCUUGUCUAUAGGCCACAUGACUUUUGGCUGAUAUUAUUGGACUCCCUCUAUCAGUCUCUUGUCAUAUUCUUUGUGUCUCUCUGUGCGUAUGCAGAAAGUGACGUGGGAAUUUGGGAAUUCGGUACAACCAUUACAGCAAGUUGUCUUUUUGCCAACUUAGUGCAUUGUGGAAUUGAAAUCCGAUCCUGGACGGUGCUGCAUGUUAUUUCCAUAAUGCUGAGUCUGGGAUCGUUCUAUUUCUUUUCCAUUACGUACAACUCCAUGUGCGUCAAUUGCUUCGGACUGCCCUCCACCUACUGGGUCAUCUUUAAAUGCUUUGCCUCAACGGUGCACUGGCUGGUCAUAUUGCUUUCCACAGUGGUUGCAGUGCUGCCACGAUUGCUACUGAAUACAGUGCGCACCUCCAUGUGUCCCGACGACAGCACCAAAGUCAUCCUGCAAAACAAACGUGAGCGCAGCAGAGGUGAGGGUUUAUUAGUUACAUGGUCGCGCUCGACGUCAGCCUCAUCAAUAUAUAGAAUCGCCGAUUAUGGGUCUAAGAAUCAGAUUAUAACAACGAUUACCUGAUCCAGCGCCAAGUUGCAACACUCACUACAAUUACGAAAAUCACAACCCAAUACUUACUACACAUGUGCUUUCAGUUUAAAAGUGUGGCCUUUCGACACCGAUUAAUAUAUAAUUUAGAAUAAAUUAAUUAAGUUAACCCACUGCAACUCUCUAGUUUCUGAAAUUCACUUCUGAAAGCGUAGUUAUACUUAGUAGAAAUUUAGAUUGAUUAUAUGUGUAUUAGUUAUAAUGAUAUUUGUUAAAAAAAAUGGAUUAUUAAUUACUGAAUUAAUUAUAUAGCAUAUUUAAGUUACAAAAUUUGCCUUAAUAUUAAAACGCAUCAAUAAGAAACAAUUGCAAAAGCUAUAAUAUAUACACAAUUUAGAAAUAUAUGUCUCAUAAUUUAUGAAUAUUUAUUGUAUAUAAGUAGGAUAUUAAUAUAUGUACAUGUAUAUCAAAAUGUAUACGUAUUUUCCUACGCAUAUUUAGUGCAUAUAGCCAGCCACCUAAUUAAUUAGAGUAAUCUUAACACAUGCGACGCAAUUAUUAUUAAACAAAAAAAACUGAUUAAAACAAUACUAUAUUUGAAACUAUAUGUUUGCGUGCAAUCUAUAUGGAUUAUUUAAGCGAUUAUCAUAAAAAAAAAAAAGAAUACAAAAAAACGAUAACUUUUAAUACUGGACAAUUCAAAAAGAACCGAACUUCAACGUUCGAUGUUUGUGAAAAGGCUGUGAUUCUACACUCAUGAGAAAUAUAUCUAUAAAUAAGCAAAACAACCAUUUACAUGCAUAUAUUAUAUAGUUUCAUUAAUUCAAGUAUUAUUAAACAAACUCACAUACGUUUCUCUUUAGUUUGUUGUCAAAAACAAAUUGAAUUUUCUACUUUUAUAAUUUGAGCAACUGUCAAACGAUAACUAUGUCUAUAUCCAUUAAUUGUUCUAAACUAUUUACCUUAACUGUAUGUAUAUCGUUUCUAGAGAGAACAAUAUAACAACAAUUAAAUAAUACAAAAAAAAUGCAAUAAUUUAGUGUACGUUAAAAAUUAAAACAACAACAAACAUAAAAAAACAACGUUAGCUGAAUAUUUACAUUGUUAAAAAGCAAAAAAAUCAUUAAAUGAAAUAAAUGUAUAUUUACUUAAAAAUAU
This is a messenger RNA of Drosophila innubila, 5709 nucleotides long. Its product is annotated as probable phospholipid-transporting ATPase VA. Bases 1 to 4584 code for a protein of 1527 amino acids. Gene Ontology annotation, molecular function: ATPase-coupled intramembrane lipid carrier activity; magnesium ion binding; ATP hydrolysis activity. Gene Ontology annotation, biological process: phospholipid translocation. Lineage: Eukaryota; Metazoa; Arthropoda; Insecta; Diptera; Drosophilidae. Gene Ontology annotation, cellular component: plasma membrane. The transcript is spliced from 14 exons. The record is from RefSeq and is a predicted model, not a curated record.